Messenger RNA from Conger conger (European conger), 10061 nucleotides. RefSeq names its product fibrillin-1-like. Gene Ontology annotation, molecular function: calcium ion binding. The coding region runs from base 398 to 9091 and encodes 2897 amino acids. The record is from RefSeq and is a predicted model, not a curated record. Lineage: Eukaryota; Metazoa; Chordata; Actinopteri; Anguilliformes; Congridae. The transcript has 66 exons.
GAAGAGCGAAAGUGCCGUUUUGAGCACCAUUUCACUGGGGAAGCUGGAACAAUUUGAUGCAUUUUAUGUAGGCUCGUAGAAAUGAAAAGGAUGGUACACUUGAAAUAGUUCAUUUCCAUAGCGCCUGUUUGCAUCAGUGGAACUUUUUAUUCCAUUUUUCUCUGGGGGUUUAAACAAAGUUUAUCCAGAACCGCACCGUUUGUAUAAAAACAUUGGCGAUUUAAUUUUUUUCCUGGCGGGUUUGAAGACUUUUUCUCCUGUUGGAGAGAAGGCACAUUCUGCCCCAAGACUGCGAGUGGAGAGUUUCGGGGCGAGAGUGGGACUUCUGAAUUAAACGCCGUUAUUCUCUUUGAAUAAAAGUGGAGCAUAUAACUUUUUAAAAUAAAUCCGGGCAGUUAUGUGGCAGAGGCGACUGCUGAAGUUUGCUUUGGGACUUGCAGCGGUCUUAUCAGUGGCUGUCAAUGAAGGUACUGCGGGGAAUAGCGAGGCUGACAAAGACAUUGAACCGAGAGCCAGCCGAGCCAAGAGAAGAGGAGGAGGUCAAGAUGUCUUGAAGGGGCCCAAUGUUUGUGGAUCACGUUACAAUGCGUACUGCUGCCCAGGCUGGAAGACUCUCUCGGGAGGGAACCAGUGCAUCGUCCCCAUUUGCCGGAGCUCCUGUGGAGAUGGAUUUUGCUCUAGACCCAACAUGUGCUCCUGCCCCAGUGGUCAGAUCGCACCUUCCUGCGGUUCAAAAUCUGUUCAACACUGCAACAUCCGCUGUAUGAAUGGGGGAACCUGUGCAGAAGACCACUGCCAGUGCCAGAAGGGAUACAACGGGGCGCAUUGCGGGCAACCUGUCUGUGAAAAUGGCUGCCUGAACGGAGGGAGAUGUGUGGCCCCUAACCGCUGCGCCUGCACCUACGGCUUCACCGGAGCGCAGUGUGAACGAGAUUACAGGACGGGCCCCUGCUUUGCCUCGGUGAGUAACCAGAUGUGCCAGGGCCAGCUGACGGGCAUUGUGUGCACCAAGACGCUGUGCUGUGCCACCGUGGGCCGGGCCUGGGGGCACCCCUGCGAGAUGUGCCCCGCCCAGCCCCACCCCUGUCGCCGCGGCUUCAUCCCCAACCACCGGACCGGAGCCUGUCAAGAUGUGGAUGAAUGCCAAGCCAUUCCAGGGCUCUGUCAAGGAGGAAAUUGCAUUAACACCGUUGGAUCAUUUGAGUGCAAGUGCCCUGCCGGACACAAGUUUAAUGAAAUUACACAGAAAUGUGAAGACCUUGACGAAUGUGCCAACAUUCCUGGUCUGUGCAGUGGGGGGGAAUGUUCGAAUACGGUCGGGAGCUACUUCUGCAAGUGUCCUCAGGGAUUCUACACCCCUCUCGAUGGGUCCAGAUGUAUUGACGGCCGGAAUGGAUACUGCUUCUCCAGUCUGCUGAACGGCCGCUGUGCCAACCAGAACGCCCAGCUCAUGACCAAAAUGCAGUGCUGCUGCGACAGCGGGAGGUGCUGGUCCGACGGAUCCGCCCACGAGAUGUGCCCCAUCCGCGGGACCGAUGAGUACCAGAAGCUGUGUGCCAUCAUCCAGCCUGGCAUUGUCCCUGGGGGGCCCAUUGGUCCUGGGGGGCCCAUUGGUCCUGGAGGCCCCAUUGGUCCUGGAGGCCCUAUAGUGCCUGGGGGUCCUAUUGUCCCAGGAGGGCCUAUCUACCCUGGUCAGCCUGUUGGACCCGGAGGUCCAAUUUACCCUGGAGGACCUAUCCCAGGGGGCCCUCACUUCCAAAGACCAACAUACCCUCCAUACGUUCAGCCUCCUCCUCUUAUUCAAACCCAGAACAUCACCAACAUGUGCUUGGCCUUCCGAAACCUUUGUCCAAAUGGCCGCUGUAUUCCUACUCCUGGGAGUUACCGGUGCGAGUGUAACAUGGGCUUCAAACUGCAUGCUCGUGGGGAGUGUGUGGAUGACGACGAGUGCAACCGGAACCCGUGUGCGCAUGGCGAGUGUGUCAACACGGCUGGGUCCUACUACUGUCAGUGUCCCGCCGGCUUUCAGACCACGUCGACCAGGACAGAGUGUCGAGAUCUAGACGAGUGUGUGGCCAAUGGACGCAUCUGUAACCAUGGCCGCUGUGUCAACACUCCUGGGAGCUUCCACUGCGUCUGCAACGCCGGCUUUGAAAUCACUGCCGAUGGGAAGAACUGCCAAGAUCAGGAUGAGUGCCUGGUCAGAAACAUGUGCCUCAAUGGGAUGUGCAUCAACGAGGAUGGCAGCUUCAAAUGCAUCUGCAAACCCGGCUUCUACCUGGACACGACCGGACGCCUCUGCCUGGACAUCGAUGAGUGCGAUACGCCGGGCAUGUGUAUGAAUGGACACUGCGUGAACACCGAGGGCUCCUUCAGAUGUGAGUGCAUGCCCGGCCUAGCCGUGGGUCUGGACGGACGUGUUUGUGUCGACACACACAUGCGCAGCACGUGUUACGGAGGCUACAAGAGAGGACAGUGUGUGAGGCCCUUGUUUGGAGCGGUCACCAAGUCGCAGUGCUGCUGUGCCGUCGUUGAAUAUGCGUUUGGAGAACCGUGUCAACCCUGUCCGCCACGGGGCUCAGCUGAAUUCCAGGCACUGUGCAGCCACGGGGAAGGAACUACAUCCGAAGGCAGAGAUAUAAAUGAAUGUGCUUUGAAUCCGGACAUUUGUGACAACGGUGUUUGUGAGAACAUGCUAAGGACCUAUAAAUGUAACUGCAACAAUGGAUAUGAGGUAGACCUGUCUGGGAAACGUUGCUUUGAUAUUGACGAAUGCGCCAUCAACAGACUCUGUGAUAACGGACAGUGCAGAAACACCCCAGGCAGCUUCACCUGCCACUGCUCAAAGGGCUUCGUCUUUCAGCCCGACACUGAUGUGUGCGAAGAUAUCGAUGAGUGUGAGUCGAGUCCCUGUGUUAAUGGGGAGUGCAAGAACAGCCCGGGGUCCUUUGUGUGCUUGUGCCCUACAGGCAGCACUCUGGACAGCUCUGGGACUCAGUGUGUGGAAACCACCAAGGGCACGUGCUGGCUGAAGUUUAUCAAUAACCGAUGCGAGGUCAACAUCAACGGGGCCACGCUCAAGUCCCACUGCUGUGCCACGAUGGGCGAGGCCUGGGGCAGCCCGUGUGCCAAGUGUGAGAGAGAUACAAUCUGCUCUAAAGGAUUUGCAAGACUGAGAGGAACACUAUGUGAAGAUGUGAAUGAGUGUGAAGUGUUUCCUGGAGUUUGCAUCAACGGAAAGUGUGUAAAUACACAGGGAUCUUUUAUUUGUCAGUGUCCCAGUGGAAUGACUGUGGACGCCAGUGGUAGAACAUGCAUUGACCUGCGCACAGAGCAGUGUUAUCUGAGUCACGAGGACGAGCGAUGUGGAGCCCCCAUCCCAGGGAGGCACAGAGUGGAUGCCUGCUGCUGCUCUGUGGGGGCAGCCUGGGGCCCGGAGUGUGACGAGUGCCCAGAGAAGGACACGCUCAUCUACAAACAGCUGUGCCCCCGAGGUCCCGGCUUCUCCAACCGGGGGGACUUCAUCAACGGAAAGCCCUUCCUUAAAGAUAUAAACGAGUGCAAGAUGAUCCACAGCCUCUGCUCAAAUGGAAGAUGCCGGAAUACCAUCGGUAGCUUCAGGUGCAAGUGUGACGGCGGUUUCGCCCUGGACUCGCAUGAAAGGAACUGCACCGACAUCGACGAGUGCCGCAUCUCUCCUGACCUCUGCGGCCACGGGACCUGCGUCAACACGGUGGGAGACUUUGAGUGCGAGUGCUUCCAGGGCUACGAGAGCGGAUUCAUGAUGAUGAAGAACUGCAUGGACAUUGAUGAGUGUGAGAGGAACCCGCUGCUGUGUCGAGGUGGUGAGUGUGUCAACACUGAAGGAAGCUUCCAGUGCGUCUGCCCUGAAGGACACCAGAUUGCCCCAGACGGAUCGGCCUGUCUAGACAUUAAUGAGUGUGAACUAAGUGACAAACUGUGUAAGAACGGAAAAUGCGUGAACAUGAUUGGGCGUUAUCAGUGCUCCUGUGACACUGGAUACAAGUCGACCGAAGACAGACUUUCCUGCAUUGAUAUUGACGAGUGCACUAUUCAGAAUGGGGGCUGUGAAACCUUCUGCACCAACUCUGAGGGCAGCUACGAGUGCAGCUGUCGCAGUGGGUACGCCCUAAUGCCGGACCAACGCAGCUGCACAGAUAUCGAUGAGUGCGAGGACAAUCCGGAUAUCUGUGAUGGGGGUCAGUGCACAAACAUCCCUGGAGAAUAUCAGUGCCUGUGCUUUGACGGAUUCAUGUCUUCUGAGGAUAUGAAGACCUGUCUGGAUGUUGAUGAAUGUGAGCUCAAUCCAAAUAUCUGCCUGAGCGGGAAUUGUGAAAACACCAAGGGCUCAUUCAUCUGUCACUGUGACCUGGGCUACUCUGUCAGGAAGGGAACUACUGGCUGUACAGAUAUUAACGAGUGUGAGAUUGGGGCUCAUAACUGCGACCGCCAUGCUGCCUGCACCAACACUGCCGGCAGCUUCAAGUGUAAAUGCAGCCCGGGCUGGAUCGGGAACGGGAUACAGUGCACAGACCUGGACGAAUGCUCCAAUGGCACUCACAUGUGCAGUAACAAUGCCGACUGUAAGAACACCUUGGGCUCCUACAACUGCCAGUGCAAGGAGGGCUUCAGUGGGGACGGAUUCUUCUGCUCAGACAGCGAUGAGUGUGCAGACAACGUGAACCUGUGUGAGAGCGGACACUGUUUGAACCUCCCUGGGGGAUACCGCUGUGAGUGCGACAUGGGCUUCAUCACCACCCCAGACGGCAAGGCCUGUGAAGACAUAGAUGAAUGCACCUUUGCGGAUAUUUGUGUCAAUGGAAGGUGCCAGAACAUUCCCGGCCUCUUCAGAUGUGAAUGCCACAUUGGGUAUGAGCUCGACAGAAGUGGAGGCAACUGCACAGAUGUCAACGAGUGCGCCGAUCCAACGACUUGCAUCAGUGGAAAUUGUGUUAACACUCCAGGCAGCUACAUCUGCAACUGUCCUCCGGACUUCGAAAUCAACCCGACUCGCGUUGGCUGUGUGGACACUCGCUCCGGCAACUGCUACUUGGACGUGAAGCGGCGGGGUGAUGCAUCCGUGGACCUGGACUGUUCCAAUGAGAUUGGCGUGGGGGUGUCCAAGGCCUCGUGCUGCUGCUCUCUGGGGCAAGCCUGGGGGACCCCCUGUGAGGACUGCCCCCAGCUCAACUCCUCUGAGUACAAAAUCUUAUGUCCGGGAGGAGAGGGGUUCCGACCCAACCCGAUCACAGUGAUCCUGGAAGAUAUCAAUGAAUGUCAGGAACUGCCUGGACUUUGCCAAGGGGGAAACUGCAUUAAUACGUUUGGGAGCUUUCAGUGUGAAUGCCCAAGAGGUUUUUCCCUGAAUGAAGACACCAGAGUCUGUGAAGAUGAUAACGAAUGUGAGAAUCCUGGGAUUUGUGGUCCGGGCCAGUGCUACAACACCAUAGGCAACUACACCUGCGUCUGUCCUCCUGACUACAUGCAGGUUAAUGGUGGAAACAACUGCAUGGAUAUGCGGAGGAGCCUGUGCUAUAGGAACUAUUACUCUGACAAUGGGACGUGUGAUGGUGAGCUCACCUUCAAUGUGACAAAGAAGAUGUGCUGCUGCUCCUACAACAUCGGUCGUGCCUGGAACAAGCCCUGUGAACAGUGCCCUGUCCCUAGCACCAAUGAGUUUGCCGUCUUGUGUGGCAGUCAGAGACCAGGAUACUACAUUGACAUUUAUACUGGACAGGUAGUAGACAUUGACGAGUGCCGGGAGAUCCCGGGUGUUUGUGAGAACGGCGUUUGCAUCAACAUGAUCGGCAGCUUCAGGUGCGAGUGUCCCAUGGGCUUCAUCUACAAUGACAAGCUACUCCUCUGUGAAGACAUCGAUGAGUGCCAGAAUGGGCCCGUCUGCCAGCAGAACGCUGUCUGUCUUAACCUCCCUGGAAGCUACCGCUGUGAAUGCAAGCCCGGCUACCGCUUCACCCCCACGGGCCAGUGUCUUGAUCGAAAUGAAUGCCUCGAGAACCCUGGAAUUUGCAGCCCAGGACAAUGCAUUGACACUGUGGGAAGCUAUCGCUGCAUCUGCCCCAAUGGGUUUAAAGCAACUCCAGAUUUAUCCAUGUGUAUUGACGUGGACGAGUGCGAGAGGCAGCCGUGUGGGAACGGGACGUGCAAAAACACAGUCGGGUCAUACAACUGCCUGUGUUACCCUGGCUUCCAUCUCUCCCACAACAACGACUGCAUAGAUUUGGACGAGUGCUCCUCGCAGAGGGGCCUGUGUCGAAAUGGCGACUGUGUGAACACCGUGGGCUCGUUCGUGUGCCUGUGCCGCGACGGCUUUGAGCUCACCCCUGACGGGAGGAUCUGUGUGGAUAUCAAUGAAUGUCAAGUAAAUCCUGGAACUUGUGGCCCUGGAACUUGUCAGAACCUGGAUGGAUCCUACAGAUGCAUCUGUCCUCCUGGAUACUUUUUGAUUAAUGAUAAGUGUGAAGACAUUGACGAAUGUACGCAGAGCCCAGACAUCUGUGUUUUCGGCACUUGCACCAACACGGAUGGUAGUUUUAAGUGCAGCUGUCCUGACGGGUUUCAGCUCUCCUCAUCUGGGAGGAGGUGCACAGAUAUACGUGUGAACUACUGCUACACCAGAUUUGAGAGUGGUGUUUGUUUGGCCCCCAAACCCAUGAACACCACCAAGGGGGAUUGCUGCUGCAGCGCCAUGCCAGGACAGGGUUGGGGUGACCCGUGUGAAAUCUGCCCCACCCAGAACGAGGAGGUGUUUGCCUUGCUAUGCCAUCAAAUUGGGCAAAAGAUUGGUCCAAAUGACAACCCUGUUGAUAUUGACGAGUGCUCGACAAACCCCAACAUCUGUAACAAUGGAGUGUGCAUCAACACUGACAGAUCCUUCCGCUGCGAGUGUCCUUUUGGUUUCCGCCUGGACUUCACUGGGGUCAACUGUGAGGAUUCCAAUGAGUGUGAGGUGGGAAACCCCUGUGGCAAUGGUACAUGCACCAAUGUGAUUGGAGCUUUUGAGUGCGCCUGUGAUGAUGGCUUUGAACCUGGGCCUAUGAUGACAUGUGAAGAUGUGAACGAAUGUGCACAGAACCCCCUGCUCUGUGCUUUCCGCUGCGUCAACACCGUGGGCUCGUAUGAGUGCAAAUGCCCUGCGGGCUACGUGCUCAGAGAUGACAAGAGAAUGUGCAGAGACCAGAACGAGUGCGAAGACGGCAUCGAUGACUGUGAGACCCGCGGGAUGACCUGCAAGAAUCUCAUCGGCACGUACAUGUGCAUCUGCUCCCCGGGGUAUAUCCGACAGCCCAACGGGGAGCGCUGCAUGGAUCUAAAUGAGUGCUCUGCCAAGCGAGGAGUCUGCCAAAAUGGCCGUUGUGAAAACACAGUUGGCAGCUACCGGUGCAAGUGUGACCAUGGCUUCAGUCCCAGUCCCACGCAGACAGAGUGCAUUGAUAACAGGCAGGGUUUCUGCUUUACGGAAGUGCUGCAGACCCUAUGCCAGAUGACCUCCAGCAACCGGAACAGUGUCACCAAGUCCGAGUGCUGUUGUGACGGGGGACGGGGCUGGGGCCCUAACUGUGAGCUGUGUCCUCUGCCUGGAACCACUCAGUAUAAGAAGAUGUGUCCCCUAGGCCCUGGAUACACUACUGAUGGAAAGGACAUUGAUGAGUGCCGCGUCAUGGGGAACCUGUGCCGUAACGGCCAGUGUGUGAACACCCUGGGCUCCUACAACUGCAUAUGCAAACCUGGCUAUGCAACAGACAUCAGCGGGACCACGUGCAUAGAUGUGGACGAGUGCAUCCAGGCACCUAAGCCGUGCAACUUCAUCUGCAAAAACACUGAGGGGGGGUACCUGUGCUCCUGCCCCAGAGGGUACCUUCUGCAGGAGGAUGGCAAGAGCUGUAGAGAUCUGGAUGAAUGCUCGACCAAACAGCACAACUGCCAGUUCCUAUGUGUCAACACCAUCGGAGGCUUCACCUGCAAAUGCCCCCCUGGGUUCACCCAGCACCACACUGCCUGCAUCGACAAUAACGAGUGUGCCACCGACGCCAGCCUGUGCGGCUCCAACGGCGUGUGUCAGAACAGCCCCGGGAGCUUCAGCUGCGAGUGCCAGCGCGGCUUCUCCCAGGGCCAGGCCGGGCAGAACUGUGAAGACAUGGACGAGUGCGAGGGAAACCAUCGCUGUCAGCACGGAUGUCAGAACCUGGUGGGCGGGUACCGCUGCAGCUGUCCACAGGGCUACCUCCAGCACUAUCAGUGGAACCAGUGUGUGGAUGAAAAUGAAUGCCAGAACAGCCAAGUCUGUGGGGACGCCUCUUGCCACAACACUCUGGGAAGCUUCCGGUGCCUGUGUCCCACGGGCUUCAACUACGAACAGUUUGGGGGAGGAUGCCAGGACGUGAACGAGUGCUCGUCCUCCCAGAACCCCUGCAACUAUGGCUGCUCCAACACAGAUGGGGGCUACCUGUGUGGUUGCCCGCCUGGAUACUACAGAGCAGGGCAAGGGCACUGCGUCUCAGGCGUGGGCUUUGGGACUGGAGCUCUGGGGCCGGGCCAGGGUGGCGAGACAGACGAUAACUCUCUCUCCCCUGAGGCUUGCUACGAGUGUAAAAUUAACGGCUAUCCGAAAAAAGGCAGGAAACGCAGAAGCACAAACGGGACCGAUGACACCGCUCUGGGAGAAUCACAGGAUGAACAAGAGGCCGUCAGCUUGGCAAGUGUGGACAUCGAAGACACCAUCUUGUUUAACUUCAAUGUCAGUGACGUGAACAGCAAAGACCACCUCCUGGAGUUCACUCCCGCCCUCUCCACGCUGACCGACCACGUCCGCUACAUGAUCGACUUCGGGAAUGACGAGGGCCUGUUCAGGAUCAACCAGAAGCAUGGAAUAAGCUACCUUCACUUAACCAAAAAGAAAGUGCUUCCUGGAGCGUAUUAUUUACAAAUCAGCAGUAUGCCACUUUACAGGAAGAAAGAACUGGCCCAUCUGGAGGAAAAGCAUGACAAAGACUACCUCACAGGACAGCUGGGGGACGCCUUGAAAAUGAAGGUGCAGAUAGUUCUCCAUUAGCAAAUUCACAGGACCACAACAAGCAAAAGCGCUCGCUGCCAAAGAAAUAGGGGGGACUGCAUUGAUUCCAAAAAGACGAUUCUACAUAUCAUGGAUAUGAUUUCUUAUCACAUGUAAAGUGUGAAGCAAUAAAAUUAAUAAGUGCAGCUGCAUGUUCAGAAAGUAAAAGGGGGGGGGGGGUGAGUGGAGGAAAAAAGCAUUAGAUACAAAAUCCCAUAAAAUCAAAAUUGCUUUCUCAGGCUUUGUAUAAAAAGCUCUUUUGAAUAAGGCUUUGUAUGAUGGUAUGUUGAAUCUUUCCACUUUCAGUGACACAUGUAAAUUGGGAGACGUCACUGAUGUUGAGAAAUUUUCACCGCUUAGCAGAAGUUGAAGAUUUUUUUUAAAAUUUUGUUUGGGCUUGAAGGAUGUUUGUCUUCAUUAACUUCUCCAUCUUUCCAGCUGAAUAGACCAACAUUUUAUAUUACCUGGUGCUAGUAACAUGACAUCUUAAGAUUUAUGAAUGCACUGUAAUAUUUUACAAAGACGGUAGCCAACAACAACACUUUUCUACUGGUUGAAGAUUUCAAGUUACUUUGCAACCAACCAAAGUUACAGUAACUCAAUAGCUUUUUCUGUUCUGUUAUGCCUGAACUACAUGUAAAUUAAGUGUGUUUAUACUGUAAUCAUGCCACUUUUUUAAUCAUGGAAGCAUUUGUAAACUAGAUAAAGACCCAUAUGGAGGGGUUUUGUAAUGGUGCUUAUAAUGACCAACUACUUCUUUUUAACUGUAUACACCAUUCUGAUGAUGCAAUAUCUGUGACUUAAUAAUUAUGCACUGAGGCCCUCCUGGCCACAUACAUUUUCGCAAGUACAAUCAGUGCCGUCAUCAUGUCAAGAUGACGUGAAUGAGACCAUCUUCAGUGUCUGUUCACACCAAUGAGGGUUUAGUUUCAGUAAAUUCACAAUAAACAAAACAUAUUUUUGGUUUAAA